CACACUCCUUGUUGCCUUCGCCUAUACAAAUCUCCUUCUCUCUCCCAAUCACUCCCCCUGCAAAAUCUUCUUUCCCUCUCCCAUGGUGGUUCCUCUAUUUCAAUCAUGCCCUCUCACCCCAACUUCAUCUUCAGGUGGAUUGGAUUGUUUUCCGAGAAAUUCCGUCGACAAACGACUGGAAUUGAGGAAAACAACGGCGGAUACUCGACCAGCAGCGGCAGCGAUGAAACGCCGGUUUUAAGCUCCGUCGAGUGUUACGCUUGUACUCAAGUAGGUGUCCCAGCUUUCCAUUCAACUAGCUGCGAUCAAGCUCACGCGCCGGAGUGGCGUGCCUCAGCUGGCUCUUCUCUAGUUCCGAUCCAGGAAGGAUCCUCCGUCCGAGCUCGCGUCAGACGUCUCAAUGGUCCGUUUGGCGAAGUUCUCGAUCCCAGGAGCAAGCGCGUGCAGAGAUGGAACCGCGCGUUGCUUCUAGCUCGUGGGAUGGCUUUAGCGGUGGAUCCCCUCUUCUUCUACGCGCUCUCUAUUGGUCGAACCACCGGACCGGCGUGUCUUUACAUGGACGGCGCGUUCGCCGCGGUGGUCACGGUGCUCCGCACGUUUCUCGACGCUGUUCAUCUUUGGCACGUGUGGCUUCAAUUCAGACUGGCUUACGUCUCGAGAGAGUCGCUUGUCGUUGGUUGUGGCAAGCUCGUUUGGGAUCCACGCGCCAUCGCGUCUCACUAUGCACGCUCCCUCACUGGCUUCUGGUUUGAUGUUAUUGUCAUCCUCCCUGUGCCUCAGGCUGUGUUUUGGUUAGUUGUGCCGAAACUGAUAAGGGAAGAGAAGGUGAAGUUGAUAAUGACGAUUCUUCUGCUAAUAUUCUUGUUCCAAUUCCUCCCCAAGAUUUAUCACUGCAUUUGUUUGAUGAGAAGGAUGCAAAAAGUCACUGGCUACAUCUUUGGGACUAUUUGGUGGGGUUUUGCUCUUAAUCUCAUCGCAUAUUUCAUCGCUUCGCACGUUGCUGGGGGAUGCUGGUAUGUUCUCGCAAUACAGCGUGUUGCUUCUUGCAUAAGAGAGCAAUGCAUGAGAGCCGGGAAAUGCAAUCUGAGUCUGGCUUGCAAAGAAGAGGUCUGUUACCAAUUUGUGUCACCAACAAGCACAUUUGGAUAUCCAUGCGUAUCUGGAAACCUUACCAGUGUGGUCAAUAAGCCUAUGUGCUUAGACUCUGACGGGCCAUUCCGAUAUGGUAUCUACCGUUGGGCACUUCCAGUCAUCUCCAGCAACUCUCUUGCGGUUAAGAUCCUCUACCCUAUCUUCUGGGGCCUAAUGACUCUCAGCACAUUCGCGAAUGAUCUUGAGCCCACAAGCAACUGGCUCGAAGUUGUUUUCAGUAUAGUUAUGGUUCUUAGCGGGUUAUUACUCUUCACGCUAUUGAUCGGAAACAUUCAGGUGUUUUUGCAUGCAGUAAUGGCAAAAAAAAGGAAAAUGCAGAUACGGUGUAGGGAUAUGGAAUGGUGGAUGAAACGUAGGCAGUUACCUUCCCGGUUAAGACAGAGAGUUAGGCGAUUUGAGCGGCAGAGAUGGAAUGCCUUGGGUGGAGAAGAUGAGCUAGAACUUAUACAAGAUUUGCCUCCAGGUCUUCGAAGAGAUAUCAAACAAUAUCUUUGCUUUGAUCUCAUUAACAAGGUGCCAUUGUUCAGGGGCAUGGAUGAUUUGAUCCUCGACAACAUUUGCGAUCGCGCAAAGCCUCGUGUCUUCUCUAAAGACGAAAAGAUCAUCCGUGAAGGAGAUCCUGUACAGAGAAUGAUAUUCAUCAUGCGUGGGCGAGCAAAACGUAUCCAGAGCCUAAGCAAAGGGGUAGUAGCAACAAGUAUGCUCGAACCAGGGGGUUACUUAGGAGACGAGCUACUCUCUUGGUGCCUACGCCGUCCAUUUACUGACCGUCUUCCGCCUUCCUCGGCAACAUUUGUCUGCCUCGACAACAUCGAGGCAUUCUCCCUAGGAUCCAAUGAUCUUAAGUACAUAACCGAUCAUUUCCGUUACAAGUUUGCGAACGAGCGGCUUAAGCAGACGACAAGAUACUAUUCGUCAAACUGGAGGACGUGGGCAGCCGUGAAUAUUCAGAUGGCGUGGCGCCGGUACAGGAAAAGAACCCGUGACGGAGGUGGAAACGGUUCGAUGAGUCCUGUUUCGGAGAAUAGCGUUGAAGGUAACAGUGAACGAAGAUUACUUCAGUAUGCCGCAAUGUUCAUGUCCAUCCGACCUCAUGAUCAUCUCGAAUAAAAUAAAUUAAAAAAAAGGUUCCAAAAUUUAUUGGUUCAAAUAAUUUAUGUCCUAUAAUUAUUUUCUUUAAAAUUUGUUCUUGAGAUGAUGUUUAUGUACCGCAUUUUGAGUUUUCUUCCAUAAAAGCUUAUGGUUAUCUUACCUUAUAGA
Messenger RNA from Camelina sativa (false flax), 2412 nucleotides. RefSeq names its product cyclic nucleotide-gated ion channel 2. Lineage: Eukaryota; Viridiplantae; Streptophyta; Magnoliopsida; Brassicales; Brassicaceae. The record is from RefSeq and is a predicted model, not a curated record.